Molecule: messenger RNA, 1383 nt
Organism: Metarhizium acridum CQMa 102
Lineage: Eukaryota; Fungi; Ascomycota; Sordariomycetes; Hypocreales; Clavicipitaceae
Source: RefSeq, a predicted model, not a curated record
AUGGAAUUCAGCCUGACUCUCGGCAGCGUGGGGGAAAUCAUCGCCGUCUCUCAGAUUAUACUUGAGCUUAGGCACAGCCUUGGCACCUCGGCUGAGUCUGCGAGGCAGUAUAAAGAGUUACGCGAUGAGCUGGAUAGCUUCGUUCGAAUUUUGAUGCAGGUCAUCGCCACUUACGAGCAAUACGAACCGAGUCCGUGGUUGGACUCCGUCGAGAAGGAAAUUAAACUUGCCAUUCACGACUGCGCCGGUGUCGUGCGAGGUGCUCUCGAACGCUUUGUGCCCAAAUACAAUCAAAGCUUACAGCCCGGUGGCUCGGGGAGGAUGCUUAGAGAUGUGUUUAAGAAGGUUGAGUGGGUUUUUGCGGAAAAGAAAAAUCUGGAUAAGCUACAUAACAAGCUCAGAACCUAUUCAGAUCGCAUAGCACUUCUGGUUGCGAUUGCCGGUCGGCAAUCCGCGCGAGUCGACAAUAGAACAGUGUUGGAGCGAAUAGAAAAAGUCAGCCAACUUCUUGCGAACCAUGAAAAAACGCUGACCGAUAUGCACGAAGAGCAGGUCCGCCUGUGCCUUGACAUUAGCAAUCGAUUGGUCAUGAUGGAGAGAGAUAGCCAUACCAUACUGCCAUGGGUGAAGAUGACGUACGAAACUGUCGGGGAGAUCAAGGAAAUGGUGGGAAACGUGACCAGGCUUGUUGCCAGUAUGCAGUCUCUGGCAUCAGACUCGCUGCUGUUCCGAACCCUUGACCCGACUCGGGAAAAGCCUGUGCUGUUGGAAGAUCCGCUAGGUCAUAUUGUCGAGAUUCCCAUGGACUGGAUUCAUGACUGGAGCGGGUUUCAAGCACUGCUCGAACAUCGUUUCCAGAAAUUGAACGGCUAUCAGUUGGUCGUUGAACGCAAGUACUCCUUGGAGGACAGCUGUACCGGAAAGGAUAUCACUUUUGAUGCCCCGUGGUCUAGCAGCUUUCGCAGAGGGAUGAAAGUAAACAUGAGCAUGAUCAUAAGUACUACGGUGUUCCGGUCUGCCCCGUCACCGACGAACCCUGCAUGCCCAAGAUGUCUCACAGAGGCGGACGUGGGAAAUAAUGCCAGUAUCUGUUGUGCAAACAAAGAAUGCGGAAUGUGGUUUCGAGUCAUUCAGCAAGCAGCACCAAACUUGGCCGCCCAAAACGGUGCUGCGGAUAUCCUUGGAACCCGCCCGACCGCGAGAAUGCAAGAGGAAAUAAUCCGGCAGUUUCAGCGAGUAAGGGUAAUGCAAUCCGUCACUGUCAGGCGUUUUGCAGGAUGGUGGCAAUGUGUUCGUAAUGGCCCUUGCGGUCCUGGCGAAGUUGUCCUAACCUUACAUAGUGUAACUGUUCUGAGGGUUGGUGGUCGGUCGAGGGCGACUUGA